AUGGCGGCCCGACACAGCGCGGGGCAGUACGAGGACGCCUUCAGCCCUCGCCGCCUGCAGAUCUGGGGACUGACCCGACCUGGCCCACAGCGCCCCUCGCCGCGGCAGGGCUCCACACGGAUCCUCGCUGAUGACAGGGGACACCUGCUGCCCACUGUGCCCCGUUCCCAGGCCUCCCCAUGGGGUACGUUUGUGGGGACCUGGGACAUGCCACGGCGGAUCCCACCAGCCAGGCUGGACCUGACCUCCCGCUCAGCCGCUGCUGCUGCGCAGCUCCUUGACCGGAUCCACCAGCCCACCACCCUGACCCACGCCUGCAAUGGCCUCUGGACUGAGGUCACGGGCAAGACCACCCAACCUCCAGCCCUGCGUAUGAAAACACCUUCCAACCCCCAGACUCCCACAACGAAGAUGCCCGAGUGA
Apus apus (common swift) is the source of this 423-nucleotide messenger RNA. RefSeq names its product cilia and flagella associated protein 126 (gene CFAP126). The transcript is spliced from 5 exons. NCBI's taxonomy places the organism in Eukaryota, Metazoa, Chordata, Aves, Apodiformes, Apodidae. Gene Ontology annotation, cellular component: ciliary basal body. The record is from RefSeq and is a predicted model, not a curated record. The coding region runs from base 1 to 423 and encodes 140 amino acids. Gene Ontology annotation, biological process: cilium organization.